This is a messenger RNA of Porites evermanni, 3871 nucleotides long. The record is from the annotation of a GenBank genome assembly. Lineage: Eukaryota; Metazoa; Cnidaria; Anthozoa; Scleractinia; Poritidae.
AUGACAAAAAUGGCGGACAAAAGGUCCCUUAAAAAGUUUCUUACAGAUCAUCCUCACUUUGAACUUUUUAAAGACGAGCAGAACAGGGAAAAGGUACCUAAAGCAUCGGCAAAAGUAGUACUUAGCAAAAUACGAAAGUAUCAUAGCGUUUGAAAUAAUUUUACGAUUUUCACGUGUGUGCUGUCCUUCACGCGUCGGAACGGACGCACGGAGCUGACUGACGGAGUCACACAGGUCCUUUAUUAUUAAUUUAUUCGAAGACCCAGGAGCAGUAAGUCGGGGCAGUAGAACUGAAAAAGAAAAGAAGAAGAUUAGCACUUUCGUCGUGAUAACAUCUCAUUGCCCCAGAGCAAAGUGAGAAAGGCACAGGACACCCAAGUGUGACACCCACUUACAACUUAGGGGCUGGUGUAAAAAGGAUUCGUAGUACUCUGGUGCUCUAUUAUUGUUCUCUACUAUUGUAAAAAGGUUAUAGUGACCAUAACGUUUAAUUUUUUCAGCUAACUGUGAUAAAUCCACUCUCCUAAUCCUUUGUAGGUGAAAUGUAAGCUUACAGGACAUGAAUUGCCAGCUAGAAUAUCAGACCUUGAAAACUAUACAAGAGGGAAAAAAUAUCAACGACUGGUCAAAGAUGUUCCAAAUACAUCUCCUGGAUUUGAAGAAUAUAAGGAAUUUUUAGCACCAAGUAGGAAAAAUAGGUACCGUAUGUAUCCUUUAUUACCUUUGAUCAAAAUUACAGUUGAGCCUCCACUAAACUAGCCUGAUUCUCAGAGGUUCAAGGUCGUUCACAGUCCCUUCGCUUUCCUCUCUCCAGGGAGGGAAGUGAGGGGACCACGAACGACCCCAGACGUCUGAGAAUCAGGUUACCACUAAACAGCCACCUCUCUACAACGACCACUUUUUUUGGCAGAAAGUCCAUACAUUGACUCUUGUUUAUACGUCUCUACAAUGGCCACCUCUCUACAACGGUGACUUUCUUCUCUCCUAAAGGUGGCUGUUUUGGAGAGGUUCAACUGUACUUUAAAUGAGCUCUAGGUUUGUGAGAAACUAAGUUAGGCAAGUUCAUCAUAAUACUUUGAAGCAAAGAGGCUUUUCUUCCACCAGAUUCAUGGCUUUUUUUGUUUAAAACUGAACCAAAUCAUGACUUACUUAGUGUUUCUUGAUUCUGAGGAAAAGAAUGAUAAAGUGGAAUGCUUGUCAAAACUCAGUUCAAUCGAAGGCUUUUGUUAUUUGCAAAGGAAGUGAAGGGGCUGCAAACAACCUCAGACGUCUGAGAAUCAGGCUUGUAUUUAGAAGGAUGUAAUAAUAUUAAGAUAAAUUUAGUUAACUUACACUCACAAUGUAGAUUGAAAGGCUGCCAAUUCAAGUGGUAAGUCUGUGCAAAAUUUGGUUUCCAUAUUCCUCUGCCAUCAGAAAAAACUGGUAUGUUUCACAGAUUAAAGGGGCUGUGUCUCUAACAUUCAGUGUGAAUUAAAAUUGUGAGCAAAGUGUCAGAAUCAACAGGAAUCUACCAAGAAUGGCAUGGUCAAGUGCUAAAAGUUACCAUGAUAGUACAUAGAAACUGUUAAAAACUCCUUUUGGCUAAGUAUUAACAAGAAAGGAAGGGGACUACAAUCAAAAUUAUGUCUGCCAUAAGUUUUCAAGUUUGACAGUUUCAUUUGGGAAAAUUGCUGGGAAACCUAUGGUGUGCUUGCUCCUUGGGAAAUAUAUUUUCUCUGAUUUUUCAAAAGCCACCUUUUUGAUUUGUGAAACCGGGAGUUUAAGUUCAUAAUUUGAAGGUAGUUUACAUGAAAACUUAAGAGAUCUCUUUUGAAACCUCUGUUUUUAAGAGACACCAGUUGCAUCACAAAUGUACCAAUGAUGUGACAUGUGAUCCAGGUGUGGAUCAAAUGUGGGUGAGGUUCAGACACUUGUCCUGAGGUUGUUCAUUUUUUUAUUAAUUUUUUUAGGAGUCAGCUUUAUUGUGAACUUACCAAAAAGUUUAUCAAUAAUACGCCUCAUCAUAUUCAAACACAUGUUACUGGAAAGCGUUUCUUGAGAGCAUUGGAAAAGCGUGAGUAUGAAGUCUUAAAGCAUCUUCAAUAGUGCAAUUUUCUGAUGUAAGAAUGACAAUGUAAUUAGUAGACUAGAUUUGUUAAUGCCUCAUUAUUUGGCUGCCCGUGAGGGCAAUGCCCAAUCAAGAAAUACCUUCAGUCUUUGUCAAAAAAUGGGGUCAGAACCCCAGAAAGCUUUGCAUGUCCCAUUCCCACUUCAAUGCGGCCAAUUUUUGCAGGGAUGGGACAGGUCAUUUCAGGUUUUCAGACAAACAGACUUGGAAGUCCAUUCGGAACAAACACAAUAUUACUGUACGGAGUGGCCCGAUAUCUAUCUCUUCUUUGGCAUUUAAAUUACUUUUGGAAAGUAUCUAUUGUCUUGUAUUUUCAGGUAAAAUUGCUGUGCACAUUCAGACAUAUUUUUUGUUGUUAUUGUUCACAUCAUUGCCAUUCUAUGAAUUUGUGGAGAAAAUUGACUGGCAAAUGGUUAAAUACAAACCCUGAUGAUAUAUAAAAUAGAAUCGUUUAAAAGUCGAACAAGGUUCGCUUUUAGGGGAUUUUUUUCUCCAAAAUAAUGAUAUCAAUUUUGUAGAUCGCGAGCAACAGAGGGCUAAAGAUGAUAAAUCAGAUGAAGAAAUGUGGGUUCCAUCUGACCUUGAAUCUGAUUCAGAAAAUGAAUUGAAAGAAGGAGCAAAAAGAAAAAAGACAGAAGAUGAAGAAGAUUCUGGAGGAGAAUUCUCAUCGGAAGGUUUAGUGUUGUUUUAUUUUUUCCGUUGCGUGACAAGUUGCACGAGAACGUUUCCAAGUCUAAAGGGGUUGUUUACAUGACACCUGGGCACUUUUCUAGCAGUGCAAGUCCACUCCGGCUCUCUCUCAUGGCUCUGUAUUCGUUUACCUGUUACCACCAGAAAAUCUUAUUUCGGCUGAGUCAUACUGGCACGAGUUCACCCCGGUUACUGUGUCGGAGCCAGAAUUUCAUUCUGCCGCGAGAUCUGGUAACUGUAUAAUAUAAACGAAGAAUGACCACGCGUUUCGGUAUAAAUUGGCUUAUCAAUGCACUGGUAUGUGUAGCGCGCAAAAGUAGUUUUAGUGAAUCAAAGACAGUGUCAUUCUCGAACCCCAGAGCUCAAGCUUGUGACUCCUUCUCGUCCGUAGUCAUGCGCAAUACAAAUUGACGUUUGCCGUUUGUCGUAAACGUGAAUCUAAGAGUGCUUAACAUUUGAUGUGGCGACUGUUACGUGAAAAUAGUUCUAAUCAAUCGUUUAUUGUUCUCAACAGAGGAAGAUGAGGUUUAUGAAACAAAAAACCAGGAUACUGUUAAAAGGACAAUCAAGGUAAAAAGUAGGGGCAGCAUUAACUCUUAAGUGCAUUCUCGACUUUUUUGUCAGGUGGCAUUUUAAGAGCCAUGGCAAGUGAACCGCUUAGAAAAAAACUAUCUUGAAAAUACCCGACUAAGACACCAAAUUCGCCUGCGAUUAAUACUCCUAGAGAAAUCUCCAGUGCUCUGACAUUGUAUGUUCGUGACUACAGUCAGGAAUCUAUAAAAAAUAAUUACUGAAAUCUCACUUAACGCUUUCCCUGCUUUUCAGUUUUUGUUGAAGUCUACUCCAGCACCGGUGACUCUAGCAAGUAUAUUAUUUGCACACCCGAAAGUUCGGGCAUUUUCCCUUAAUUUGUAUAAUGGUACAAUUUCGCGCUGUUUUCAUUUUGGCUCUUGGCAGGAACCAAAGAAGGAUAAAUCGACAAAGAAACUGAAAACAAGCUGCGAAAAAGAAGACAAAACGGCCAGUAAAGUAUCCAAGAAUAAAUCGAAAACGAAGAAAUCCAAGAAGACAUAG